Staurois parvus is the source of this 280-nucleotide messenger RNA. The record is from the annotation of a GenBank genome assembly. Lineage: Eukaryota; Metazoa; Chordata; Amphibia; Anura; Ranidae.
GGAGACCGGAUAUAGUGAAUGCAGGGUCCGGGGAGAGCGGAUAUAGUGAAUGCGGGGUCCGGGGAGAGGGGAUAUAGUGAAUGCGGGGUCCGGGGAGACCAGAUAUAGUGAAUGCAGGGUCCGGGGAGAGCGGAUAUAGUGAAUGCAGGGUCCGGGGAGAGCGGAUAUAGUGAAUGCAGGGUCCGGGGAAAGCGGAUAUAGUGAAUGCAGGGGUUCGGGGAGAGCGGAUAUAGUGAAUGCAGGGUCCGGGGAGAGUAGAUAUAGUGAAUGCAGGGUCCGG